Messenger RNA from Formica exsecta, 2824 nucleotides. RefSeq names its product xaa-Pro aminopeptidase 1-like. The transcript is spliced from 12 exons. Gene Ontology annotation, molecular function: metalloaminopeptidase activity. Bases 591 to 2768 code for a protein of 725 amino acids. Lineage: Eukaryota; Metazoa; Arthropoda; Insecta; Hymenoptera; Formicidae. The record is from RefSeq and is a predicted model, not a curated record.
CGCGACGAUCAGUCUCCCUCGCGUCGCGCGUCACUUCGAUAGCAUUCGCACCAGGUAAUCUAUAGCGCGAAUAAGAUCCAGCUACGAAGUUUUUCUAAACUCAUCGUUUCAUGUUGAUCAACAAUUUCUCAUAGUUAUCCAGAGAUCUUCUAAAUCGUGCUCGAGAACACUUGAAGAAGCGAGAGCACGCAAAUUUCCCAUGCAAAAUCAAGUUUUGCAGAGAGUGACAAAUUGAUGAAAAUUGUGCAAAUCCAAUUUCUAUCUAUGAAAUAUCGAGUGCAGCAAGAUUCGCAGAAUAAGUUACGCGAACGAUAAAACUUCUUCGAGUAUUUUCUAAUAGUAGGUCAAGAUUCAAACUAACUCUCUCGAUUGCACGGCGAUACAGCGAAACCGGAAGAGUACCAUUUUUCCGGUGCGAACAGUUCUCCACUGUUCUCCAGUCUCUUCCUCGGUACAGUCAGGGCUAUUAUUGCAGUGAGGUCUAAAUAUAGAUAAGAACGCGCGUGAUCUCUUGACGUAAAUCGCAUUGCUCUUUUUAUUCCAAUUCAACGUGCCGCCGAGAUCGGAGCGCUAUCGAAGGUUUUCGCAUCAUGAAAAAACUCGUAUUACGAAUUCUUCUUGCAUCUUGUGUUUUAGAAUUAACGAGAGCCGAUACCAGCAAAUUGUCAAAGCCAGAAUACAACUAUAAUGGCGCCAAAAGAUCGUACUGCCCCGUGAAUGCUUACCUCGAAAAUCAACCGGUUAAUCGAUAUGACAGUUCUUUGCGAUUGAGACAACUGAGAUCUGAGAUGAUUCGCGUAGCGGCAGUUCAAGGGCCAGCACUCGAUGGUUACAUCGUUACUUCGUAUGACGAGCAUCAAAGCGAAAUUGUGGAUCCGCGUGAUAUGAGAAGAGAGUUUCUUACUGGAUUUUAUGGAAGUUCUGGAGAAGCUUUAGUCACUAUAGACAAGGCAAUACUUUGGACUGAUGGCCGAUAUCAUAUUCAAGCUGACCAUCAGCUGGACUGCAACUGGAGUUUAAUGAAGCAAGAUGAAUCCGACGUACCUGGAAUAACAGAAUGGUUAAUACACGAGUUUCGAAAUCGAUCGGAAAUACGUAUCGGUGCUAAUCCAAAACUAAUAUCUGCGUUUAUAUGGGAAAUAUGGGAAAGCGAAUUAGCGAAUUCAUCCAUAAGAUUGGUCGCAGUCCAUAACGACUUGGUGGACUUGAUCUGGCAGGUGGGCCGACCUGAAUACAAUCCGCAUGCAGCGUAUCCAUUGGCGGACCAGUAUUCCGGUAAACCAUGGCAAGAGAAAAUUCGGAGUGUCCGGCUGGAAAUGGAAUUCUCGUCGGCCGACGCGCUUAUCGUCACCGCUCUGGAUGAGAUAGCAUGGCUCUUCAACAUUCGCGGCUACGACUUACCAUACACGCCCGUUCUAAGAGCCUACGCGAUCGUCACUCAUGGAUCCCUGCACCUCUAUGCGCCGCGACAUAAAAUCCUGCGGUCCGUCGACAUACAUCUGAAAAGCGACUCCUGCUUCCAUGCGGACUGCGUCAAAUUGCACAAUUACACAGCCAUUUGGUAUGAUUUAAAGACCAUGUCCCAAGCCUGGAAUACAGUGUGGCUUCCAUCACUUUAUGUCUAUACGUUGGGUGCGUCCAAAGAAAUAUACAAUUCUAUUCCACCAGAAAAGAGAUUGGCUAAGCCUUCCCCUGUAAUCGAUCUACGAGCGGAAAAAAACAAAAUCGAAAUAGCAGGUAUGAGAAGAUCUCAUCUGAGGGAUGCAGUGGCUAUGUGCGAUUUCUUAGCUUACAUGGAAGAACAAUAUGAAUUGGAUUCCGAAGGAUGGGAUGAGAUGCAAGUGGCAAGGGUGGCCAAUGAAUUCCGUUACGAACAAAAUAGCAACAGGGGUAUUGCUUUCCCGACGAUUGCGGGAUAUGGUUCGCACGCCGCUUUACCGCAUUAUGAGCCAAUUAACUUGACUAAUGUUAAAAUCGGAACCACGUCCACACUAGUGGUUGAUUCCGGAGGACAAUACUUGGAUGGUACCACUGAUGUGACAAGGACUCUACAUUUCGGAAUGCCGACUGACGAGCAGAAAAAAGCCUAUACAAGAGUGUUGAUCGGUUCGAUCGAAUUAUCGUCUUUGAUCUUCCCUGACGAUCUGACGACAGAUCAAUUGGACGUUAUUGUACGGAGACCAUUGUGGAGUACCGGUUACAAUUACAUGCAUGGGACUGGUCACGGAAUUGGUCAUUUCUCUUCAGUUCACGAAUCGCCUAUCCUUAUAGCAUAUAAAUGCAAAAAUUUAGUAAUAGGAUGUUCUCUUAAAUUGAAACCAGGAUUCUUCCUAUCAAACGAACCGGGAUACUACAAAGAAGGCGAUUUUGGAAUUCGUUUAGAAAAUAUACUUGAAGUGAUUCCGGCUAAUAAAUUGAGUCAUAAUGGGCAAAAAUUCCUCAAAUUCAAAGACAUUACUCUGGUUCCUUAUGAACCGAAACUUAUUGACAUCAAUAUGCUAACUCCAUUGCAUCGACGUUGGCUAAAUAAUUACAAUAAACGUAUACGGGAAGAAGUUGGCGCAGAAUUGAAAAAAACAUUAAAAAUGAAAGCAUUUUACUGGAUGAUGGAGAAGACUAUGACCAUUCCAGAAACAAGUUUAGGUAUGCAGGACUUUUUUCCUGAUUAUUCUCACUCGAUGCCGUCUACCACUAGGCAAUUCCAUGUCUUGGUUGUGAUCGUUUCAGUUUAUCAUAUCAUAGCAAAUUGCAUAAGAAUGUGUAAUUAAUUUGGAAAGCACAUUACUUUUUUAAUAUUUUAACAUGCGCGCGCGUGUGAAACUUU